AACCCAUAAAAGUAAGCCAAGCACUCCUCCAACUCCAUGGAAAGCGACCAAGCAUUGCCCCCUUUUUUCCUUUUUUUUUAACAAUUUAAAACCAUUUUUCCUAUUACUAUCGCCAUUUUCCUUUUUCUUGAAGUACAUUCUCUCUGCGAUUUACAGGGUAGUUGGGUUGAUGGUAUAUUUGUGAUAUUUCUCCUACAAAUAUAAACUUCACCUGCUGUAUUUUGCAGCAAAAACCCGUCUUUGAUUUUCUUUGGGUUUUCGGGUUUUUCGGCUUUCGCUCCCUCAUUUUCUCUUGAGCUUAUCAUGAUGUUACUCUCUUCCUCCGGUGAUCCGUGCCAUCAGGGGUCUGCCUUUCAUAGGAUUAUAAUGGCACAGCUUUUCUUCUAAACCGACUCGUUGUUUUUGCGCGUAUUAUGAGCUUUUGAUUCGAUUCUCAGAGAGAGAAGUCAAUAUUUGCGAAAGGGGUAAACAUGCCAUUCGGGUUGGUGUCCGCCUGGAACAAGCGCAGGAGAAGCAAGUCCCUCGAGCACGCGGACCCCUGGACUUACAAAUCUGUUGAGUUCUGGCAACUUGAAGAAAAAGCUUCGCAGCCUGCCAAGAAACGCAAUGCGUCGUCGGUUUUCACGCUCAAGGAGAUGGAAGAGGCCACCUGUUCUUUCAGCGACGGGAAUAUGAUCGGGAUGGGAGGGUUUGGACGUGUCUACAGGGGAAUUCUCAGGUCAGGAGAGGUUGUAGCCAUCAAGAAGAUGCAGCUACCCCCUUUUAAAGAGGCAGAUGGAGAACGUGAGUUUCGUGUGGAAGUCGAUAUCCUGAGCAGACUUGAUCACCAAAACCUCGUUUCAUUGAUAGGCUACUGUGCAGAUGGCAAGAACCGAUUUUUAGUCUACGAGUUCAUGCACAAUGGGAACCUGCAAGAUCACUUAACUGGCAUUGGGAAAGCAAAGAUGGAUUGGCCGAUAAGGCUAAAAGUGGCGCUCGGUGCUGCUCGGGGACUCGAGUAUCUCCAUUCAGGUUCCGCCGUCGGGGUUCCGAUUGUACAUAGAGACUUCAAGUCCACUAACAUUCUUCUCACCGCCAAGUUCGAAGCGAAAAUAUCAGAUUUCGGGCUUGCCAAGCUGAUGCCAGAAGGCAAGGAGACCUGCGAGACUGCAAGAAUGCUUGGCACUUUCGGCUAUUUUGAUCCCGAGUAUACAUCGACAGGAAAGCUUACUUUGCAGAGCGAUGUCUAUGCAUUCGGGGUGGUGCUUCUGGAGCUCUUGACUGGCCGGAGAGCCGUGGACUUAAACCAGGGACCGAACGAUCAGAACCUAGUAAUACAGGUGAGGCAUAUACUGAACAAUCGGAAGAAAUUGCGUAAGGUGAUUGAUCCGAACCUGAGCCACAGCUCAUACUCGCUUGACUCAGUUAUGAUGUUUGCAAACUUAGCAUCCCGAUGUGUUCGCCUAGACAGUGGCGAGAGACCAUCCAUGGGCGACUGCGUGAAGGAGCUUCAGUUGAUCUACUUUUUGAACUCGAAAGGCCUUGGAAUGGCUCAGCCCUCGUUCAGAAUGGUAUAGAAACCAAAGUCUUUUACAAGCAGUGAUUUUUGUGAUCUCAUAAUCUAUUUAUGAGGAUUGCUUGAUUGCUGAGAGCUUACACCUCGCGACAAUGUGUGUUUGUACCGCAAACAAAUAGUGGACAGGGCCAAGUAGAAGGAUAUUCACCAAAAACAAAAAAAAAGAGCCAAAUAGAAGGAUGUUUUGCUCAUGUACAUAAUCAGAUACCAGAAAAGCCAAUAAUGAGUUGAAAAUAGAAUAGAGAGGAUACUUUCAUGUUUGGUUUUCUUCUAGAGUCACCGAUAUCUAAUCGGAAAGCUAGUGUUCAGGUUCAUAUACAUCAUAUACAUGUAAAGCCCAAUUAAGCGAAAUGUGCGAUUCUUGAGGCUUUA
Molecule: messenger RNA, 1927 nt
Organism: Punica granatum (pomegranate)
Lineage: Eukaryota; Viridiplantae; Streptophyta; Magnoliopsida; Myrtales; Lythraceae
Source: RefSeq, a predicted model, not a curated record